UGAUAAGUUACAAACGGGUAGACGGUUUAUUAGUAUGUUAUUCUUCGACAGAUACAAUGAAACUUCUUCUGUUGUUCGUGUCGUGCGUGGCUUUGGCUGCAGCAUACCAGGACCUUGAUGACAAUUACUACGGGAAGAUAUUGAGCGAGAAAGCCGCUUUGGAGAACUUUUACAAGUGCCUGAUAGACCAGGCCCCAUGCAAUGACUUCGGGAAUCACGUCAAAACUCACAUGGUCGAAUUCUUUGGGGACGGCUGUGAAGAGUGCGACGACCAACAGAAACACUUCUCUCACUUGCUGCUGAUGAUCGUCAAAAACGACUACCCAGACAUGCUAAAGGCCAUUGAAGAUAAAUAUGACUUAAAUUCUAACGCCAAUAACGUGGAUGAAAAGUUGAAAAAAUUUUAAGUGGCAGUCAACAAAUUCGUUUGUUAAAUAUAAGUCAUGCACAAGUUGAAGAUCGCUGGUAAAAACUGGAGGGAACUAUAGAUGCGUGGAUAGUGGGUACUAUCCAAUAACGUUCAAUAGCUACCAAUCACGUAACCGUCAGA
Molecule: messenger RNA, 550 nt
Organism: Aricia agestis (brown argus)
Lineage: Eukaryota; Metazoa; Arthropoda; Insecta; Lepidoptera; Lycaenidae
Exons: 2
Coding region: 57-407 (116 amino acids)
Source: RefSeq, a predicted model, not a curated record